Messenger RNA from Andrographis paniculata, 594 nucleotides. Its product is annotated as oleosin H2-like. Gene Ontology annotation, biological process: response to freezing; lipid storage; seed oilbody biogenesis. Lineage: Eukaryota; Viridiplantae; Streptophyta; Magnoliopsida; Lamiales; Acanthaceae. The coding region runs from base 51 to 500 and encodes 149 amino acids. The transcript has a single exon. The record is from RefSeq and is a predicted model, not a curated record. Gene Ontology annotation, cellular component: membrane; monolayer-surrounded lipid storage body.
GCCGCUCAUAAUUACAUAUUGCAGUAUCUGUAUCUUCUUCUCCGACCGCCAUGGCCGCCGCCGAGCCACGCUACCAGCACCGCCCCUACAACUACAAGACAAGCCAGCCGUCGCCGUCCUCCACCUUCCAAAUCCUCGCCGUCGUGACGCUCUUCCCCGUCGACGCCGUCCUCCUCUUUCUGGCCGGCCUGACCCUCGCCGGAACCCUAAUCGGGCUGGCCCUGACCACCCCGCUCUUCAUCGUGUUCAGCCCUAUUCUGGUCCCCGCCGCCCUGGCCCUGGCGGCGGCGGUGGCCGGAUUCCUGACGGCCGGCGCGUUCGGGCUGACGGCGCUGUCGUCGGUGACGUGGCUGAUGAACUACUUGAGGGAGAUGCGGCGAAGCUUGCCGGAGCAGCUGGAGCACGCCAGGUGGCGCGUGCAUGACGCGGCGGGGCACGUGGGGCAGAAGGCGCGUGAGGUUGGACACAAAACGCAGGAUGUUAUUAGACCUUCAGCUUAGCUUAAGUUUAGCUUAAGCCGUAUAUUAUCUGCUUUAUGAUGAUUAUUAUUAUUAUUCUUAUUAUUUGGUCGGUAUAUUUAUUUAUUAUUAUUGA